This is a messenger RNA of Cyclopterus lumpus (lumpfish), 6532 nucleotides long. RefSeq names its product CUGBP Elav-like family member 2. Gene Ontology annotation, molecular function: mRNA 3'-UTR binding. Gene Ontology annotation, cellular component: nucleus; cytoplasm; ribonucleoprotein complex. Gene Ontology annotation, biological process: regulation of alternative mRNA splicing, via spliceosome; mRNA splice site recognition. Lineage: Eukaryota; Metazoa; Chordata; Actinopteri; Perciformes; Cyclopteridae. The record is from RefSeq and is a predicted model, not a curated record. The transcript has 13 exons. Bases 297 to 1880 code for a protein of 527 amino acids.
CAUGGCUUCAGACUUUUGUUGAAAAGGCCACGCCUCUGAUUUGCUGCAGCUCGGUGUGCAGCGUGACAGCGGCUCGUCUGAAUUUUUGUUUCAGUCGGGGUCGACGGAGAAAUUAGAAGGCAGGAAUAAGGCGGAUACCGGUUCCUUCUCGCUCUCUCCCCCUCGCGCUCGUGCAGUUUUGAAGAAGACGCCCCCUCCCUGCACCUGUUCUGCUUCGUCUUGUUGCCGUCUCGCAGGAGUUGAUCCUCUUGCGGAGUGAGCGGACUUCUCAUUGUUAGACAGACGUUGUUGUGAGCAUGACUUCGGCGUUCAACCUGGAUUACCACCCUCUGACCGAAAGUCGGUUAAUGACUUCGAGCGACACAAUCAACGGCAACGGCAGCAAGAUGAACGGGUCGCUGGAGCAAUUGGACCAGCCGGACCCAGACUCCAUCAAGAUGUUUGUGGGCCAGAUCCCGCGGGCCUGGUCAGAAACAGAACUUAAAGAGCUUUUUGAGCCCUACGGAGCUGUGCACCAGAUCAACAUCCUCCGUGAUCGCACCCAGAAUCCCCCUCAGAGCAAAGGAUGCUGUUUUGUUACUUUUUAUACAAGAAAAGCUGCACUGGAGGCCCAGAAUGCGAUGCACAACAUAAAGACUUUAAGUGGGAUGCAUCAUCCUAUCCAGAUGAAACCCGCUGACAGUGAGAAAACAAGUGCGGUAGAAGACAGAAAACUCUUCAUCGGAAUGAUUUCAAAGAAAUACGGCGAGAACGAGAUCAGGAUGAUGUUCUUGUCUUUCGGACAGAUGGAAGAGUGCCGAAUUCUCCGGGGACCAGAUGGUCAGAGCAGAGGCUGUGCGUUUGUCACAUUUUCUACCAGGGCAACGGCACAGAAUGCAAUCAAAACCAUGCAUCACUCUCAGACUAUGGAGGGCUGUUCCUCACCUCUGGUGGUGAAGUUUGCCGACACACAGAGAGAUAAGGAGCAGAGGCGUCUGCAGCAGCAGCUAGUACAGCAGAUUCAGCAGCUCAAUAGCGCCUCCACCUGGGGAAAUCUUGCCGGCCUGGGGACCCUCUCACCGCAGUACCUGGCAUUGCUCCAGCAGGCCACAUCUACCAGUAACCAGAGCGGUUUCAAUAAUAUGCAGAGGCUAGGAGCAGGUGUGAACCCCCUUCAGCUGCAGAACUUGGCCACAUUAGCUGCUGCUGCGGCUGCAGCCCAGAGUUCUGGCGGCCCAACCUCCAACAGCGCUCUGUCUGCAAACAGCGCAGCCCUGGGAGCCCUGGCUAGUCCAAUGGGUUCAGCGUCCAACGCGGGUGCUGCCAUGAACACCUUGGCAUCUCUGGGCACCCUGCAGGGUCUCACUGGGACCUCUAUGGGCCUCAACCUUAGCGCUCUCACCAACAGUGUCGGUGGUAUGGGGUCCAUGAAUGGAGGCCUGGGAGCCUCCAUGGGAGCCUCCAUGGGAGCCUCCAUGGGAGCCUCCAUGGGCAACGGGUCAGCAGCUAGCUCCAUGGAUGCUCUGACCCAGGCCUACUCAGGGAUGCAGCAGUACGCAGCCUCCGCCCUGCCCUCCCUCUACGGCCAGUCUCUGCUGCAGCAGAGCAUUGCUGGAGGUCAGAAGGAAGGGCCAGAGGGCGCCAACCUGUUCAUCUACCACCUGCCCCAGGAGUUUGGUGACCAGGAUCUUCUGCAGAUGUUUAUGCCUUUUGGAAAUGUGGUCUCUGCCAAAGUCUUCAUUGACAAACAGACCAAUCUGAGCAAGUGCUUUGGGUUCGUCAGCUACGAUAAUCCCGUGUCUGCGCAAGCUGCUAUCCAGGCCAUGAAUGGUUUCCAGAUCGGCAUGAAGAGGCUGAAGGUUCAGCUGAAGCGCUCCAAGAACGACAGCAAACCCUACUGAUCCUAGCCCCGGGGCCUUCCCCCCCCUCCCCAGCUCCAAUGCUAACACUGCUAGGGUAAGUUCACCCUCCAGCCAAGGUCACCACAGCAGAGACUCGGUGGGGCACGGGGGCAAGGAGCCCACCACAGGAGGGAGACUCGCUCUAUUCCUAAAAUAAAUGGUUGCAAUGAUCUUUCCACAUUUUACUGUAUUUCAUUCCUGCGGUUUUAUCAUGUAAUUUGAGUCGGCUUAAAUAUUUUAAUGUAUAUGAUUAUUUAUGACUAUCACUGGAGUCAGUGUUCGCUUGAGGUAUUUUGUGUCACUGUAAUUAGUGGAGAGCAUCAGGUGUGUUUCCAUGCCAUUUCAUUGCCUUCAGGUCAAGCUAGACAGGUUGACUAAGGAUCAGUAGUGUUGAAGGGCUGAAGCCGGGCCACGCAGACCCCCGAGCACAGAGCUUCAACCUGUGUUUGGCUUUUUUCAUGUAGUCUGUCUCGUUCCUUUUUUCCAUUCUUAAUGUGAAAGUCUUUUGCACUCUAAAGUCUUCAAUCUUUACUACCGUCUUUCCCUCUUCCGCCCCCCCACUCGCUCUGUCAUUAUCUACGCCAUGUCGAGCUAGGCUACCUCUCUUUGCUCCAUUAACAACCUCUUCCAGUCAUUCCAUUCAUCCUACAAGUCUCCUACCAGGGGGACUGGCUCUCAAUGGAUCUCUUUGGGUGCCAAGUAUACAGUUUGCAUGUUGGAGUCUCUGCCAUGGUGGUGUCACUUCCUUAAAUCUGUGUAUUGUUUUUGUGUGUCGGGAGGGGGGGAGGAGGGGGGUUGUUUACCGUACUGUCCUUACUGUAUGUGGUGAUUGGCAUUGUUUUUGUUGGUUUUUGUGCCUCAUGGCUAAACGAUUCUUGUGCUGUGCCCCUAACUUUCUCUUCUCUCCUCUUUGUCUUCUCUCUCUCUUACUCUCUCUCUCUCUCUCUCUCUCUCUCUCUCUCUCUCUCUCUCCUCUCUCUCGCUCUUCCUUUUGUGUUUUUGUUCCUUUUUUAGAACAAAUCUCCAUGCCUGUUUGCUCAUCAUUAGCCUAGCAUGUCUUCAUGAUGUUGAAAGCCAAGCCAAACUCCUGGCCUCAUCAUCCCACCAUUGUCUGUGAUGUCUCUCUAAGCUCGCCUGACCAAUACCUGGCCACCCACUGACCCUUGACCUUAGCUCAACCUGAUUUUUCUGCAUGUAUAUUCAUUUUGUUCUGUUUUUUCUGUAUAGAAAUGUGACAGGUGGGAGAGAGGUCAAGCAAAUCAAUGUGAAAACUUACCUGCGUUGAAUUCAUUUAAGAGACUUCUUUUUUUGUUUGCGAAUGUUUUAAAAACCUGUGGGAUUUCUUAUUUUUUAAUUUAGCUUUGAUUUUUCUUUUUACCUCUCUCAGUAAAGUUCACUUGAAAGUUGAAUACAGGGAUUGGCACACAGCUGUGCUAUUUGGUGCCAUUAGCAAUAUGUUGGCUUCUUAAAAAAUAAAAUGCUACAGACCACUUUCCAACACGUUUGAGAGUCUGACCAGUAAAACUCCUCAGUGCUCUGUAACGAUCUCUACAUUUUGCGGGCAGUGUGAAGAUUUACACCAAGGCUAUUUAAAAAAAUAUUUUCUUUGAUUUAAAAAAAAUGUCCAGUGUAUUUACCUUCUCUUUUUUUGAACUAUUGAUGGCACAAUAAAAGGUACAUUUGCUCUGUUUAGAGAAAUGGCUACCUACAUGAGUCAACUUUUUUUAGAACUGAUUCACAAAUAGACAAUCUGUGGUUUAAAUGCACACUUAGAUUACCUAUAUUUUAUACCAUUGAAUCUAUAGAAGUUUAACUAACAGAACCCAGGCAAAACUUUGGGUUUUUUGUAGAUUAUGUUGUAAUGUCAUCUGUGUCGGGGGGGGGUCUUCAGUGUAUUACAUUUUUUAAAGAGGACUAAAAAUCAGUUUGAUCAGCAUGACCGUUUGAGGUCAUUUCUAGUAAAUUUAAAAACAAAGUCAAAAAAAAAAAAAAAAUCCUCUACAUCAAUUGUAAUUUCAACAUCUGGGGGGAAAAUAACUUUUUUUUUUCUUCUUCUUAAGGCUCACACUAUGUGGACUUAAUUAUUUUUCCUGCGUUAAAGAAAAAAAUUAGUGUUCAACUUCCACGGUACGUCUUGUUGACAUUCUGUGAAUUUGUCAUUAAUAAUUAAUUUAAUUAAUGGAUGUUUCACUUUGGUUUAGUUUGGAUGCCUCAUGUUGAAAGAUGAUUUACAAUGUCUGUUAAUCAUACAGAUGCCAGACAAUGUCUUUUGUUAGAAUUUGUUGUUAAGUGCCCAUGUGUCAAACUCUGUUUUUGAAUUCACACUUUUUUUUCCUGUAAUAUAACCUAGCUUUCUUUCCACACACACAUGCACACACCGCGACAUAAAACACUUUUCUGUGGUUGCAAAUGUGGGAGCCCCUGAAGUAGAGAUCACUUGGACACAACACACGACCUGUCGGUCUCUGCACAUUUUUAUAGACAUACACAUCUUCUUGCUUUUCUAUUUUAGUUCUUGGCUGAUAGUUCUUUUAAUUGACUUCUAGUACCGUGUUUCAGUUGUACACGAUGCGAAGCACAUUAAUACUAAGUCCACCACAAAUUGUGUUGGUUAACAAAUACAUUCCAUUUUUUCAGCACAAAAGUUUACACUUUUUUUUACCGGGGUGGUAUUUUGUCUAUUGUACUACGAGUUGUUGAGACAACCCUGGUAAAAUAACAACCACUUCACCCCAAAAGAAGGGUUCCCUAAAACUGCGUACCUGAGGGCGCUAAAGAGUUGUCAACUCAGGGGCUUUUUUUGUGUGUGAAACUAGACGCUCACACAGGAUUACGACACAAAAUGCACAAUUAUCACCAUUUGACCUUUUUUUUUUCUUUUUUCCUUUUUUCGUUCCUCAAAAUACAUAAAUAUUCCAAAAAAAAUAAAUAUAUAAAGAGGUACCAAAUUUGAAUCAGUGCUCGAGGAAAGUGUUGUCGUUUUGUAAGGAAAUGUCAAUUACAAUUGUGGGAGCUAAUCACUUUUGCAGAAUGUUGAGUGUGAUAUAAUCCCCAAAUUUACAAGGUACCACUGACUUCACUUUUUAAUAUGGGCAUGUGCUUUUUACAGUGUUUUUUCUAUCCAAAUGCAAUACAAUAUUCAAAGUGCCAUAUAUACGUCUAGAAACUGCCUACACAUCCUUAUCAGGCCUUGGUUUAGAGAUUGCUGCAGUUCGCCUUUCUUUGUCUAUUUAUGCCAGUGUCAUGAAAGCUCUUGUCACCUGCUCAUGUUUCCCCUUCUCCUCCCCCCACGCUGUGUGUUGAGUUAUUGGUAAAUGUGUGUUGUGAUGUACUCAAUUUGAACAGUUGGUUAAAAGAACCUGUAGAUAAACAAUAAACUUCCCUAUACAUUUGAAGGUAACCCUCUUUCUUAGUGAGUGUGAACAUGUGUACCGUAACACUUUGCGAUACAAACGAUUGGUGGCCAGAUGUGUCAGGGAAUUGGUUUUGAAAUCAAUGAAGUUAAAAACAAGCAAAAACUCAAACUAAAAAGAAAAAGACAACUUGGUUGCCUUGGUAACAAGAUCGUUUAAAUGCUAAAAACUGUGUCAAACACUGAAAUGAUUGCAGAUCUGUGGUUGGUAAGUCGUGUAUGGUGAAGUGUUACUGUGAAUGAAUUAAAAAAAGCACAAUGUACAGUCCACAACCGGAACUUGACUCACUUCAGGGGCUUCCAUCACAAAUCUCGUUCAAGCUCUAACAAUCACUUUCUUUGUUCUGUUGUGUUCAUAUUCUGAAGUGCUAUUUUUUUGACAAGUGUGGUAACUUUGCAUCUCUAUAGAUAUUGUCUUGAUCCAAAAGAAUAGAGGAAGAAAAAAAAUCUUUUCCUGUGUUAUUUUCUUGUCUGAUCGGUAGGACUUUGUUCACGUUCCACCAAUAAUUUAAUAGAUGUUUUAUCUUGUCUUGAUGAAAGCCAAAGUGGGUGCAUCUUGAUGUGAUCUGUAUUAUACAUACAGUAGUUUCUUUCUGUUCAGUCAAUAUAAUUUUUUUUUGAAACUGGGUGGGAUAUGAAAAAGAAAAGAAAAAAAAAACAUACACAGGCUUUCCAAUUUCUACAACUGGUUGUUCAUAUGUAUUUUGUACCAGUGAAGCUUUUUAUAUUGGAAAUUAAAGAAAAAAAAUCUAUAUUGGAAAAAAAAGAAUUGUCUGGCCUCUCUAUGUGGCCUCGCCUUGACCAGGUCUUGAGUUUGGCCUCUUGGUGGUGUCAAGCAAUUUUUUUUUGUUUUGUUUUCUCUCUAAAAGAUGCCUGAUUUUUUGAUUUUGCUUGGAUCUCUACAUGUUCCUCACUUCGUUAAUCAGCUUCAGUUUCUGGGGGAGGGAGGGGGGGGGGGGGUUGGGAUCCUCUAAAUCGUGGUAAGUUUCAUGUUAGUAUUUGUGCUGUCCACAUAGUUUAAUGGUCAUCAGAAUUUCGACAACUUGUGUGGUUAAUUGUCUUAGUUGAAGAGUUAAAUAUCUGUUUAGUUUGAGCCUUGCUUUUUACCUGUGUAGAGUUUUCUGUUUUUUCCCAUAGCGGAGUGCGUAGCCGAAAGACUCUGUGUUCUUUUUUGGUCAAUGUUUGUUCAUGUGUGGUGUGUUUCUUUGCCUCUGUCUCCAAAUUAAACCAUUUCCCCUAA